AAAUUUGCGCCAUUUUUAGUACGUGAUGAUGCGGCUAGAUGGCUUCAGCUAGGAAUUUAUUGCCAACCAUUAUGUUCCGUUAGUGUUAUUCUAGGACCUAACCCCACUUAAAAAAUGCCAAUCACACAGCUCCUGGGAACCAAAGACACAGACGAAUCCUGCCGAACGUUCAUUCUACAAGGCGAGGGUCACACUUUAGGCAACGCUCUCAGAUGUGUCAUUUCUGGCUAUCCUGACGUCGAAUUUUGCGCUUACACAGUCCCCCAUCCCAUGGAAUGUUCAAUGCACCUCCGCAUUCAGAUGCGCUCAGGCCGCGCUGUGGACGCCCUCAAACGAGGCUUGGAGGACCUGGCAGCCCUCUCCGACCACAUUCUGGACGAGUUCACACGCGAGAAACAAAACUUCGACAGUAGAGACGAAUUGUCAACUUAACAUUUUUGAAUAAACGUCAUUUUUUAUUAAUCAAAA
Molecule: messenger RNA, 468 nt
Organism: Tribolium castaneum (red flour beetle)
Lineage: Eukaryota; Metazoa; Arthropoda; Insecta; Coleoptera; Tenebrionidae
Gene: l(2)37Cg
Product: RNA polymerase I and III subunit D
Exons: 3
Coding region: 115-432 (105 amino acids)
Biological process (GO): DNA-templated transcription
Cellular component (GO): RNA polymerase III complex; RNA polymerase I complex
Molecular function (GO): DNA binding; protein dimerization activity
Source: RefSeq, a predicted model, not a curated record